Messenger RNA from Orbilia oligospora ATCC 24927, 1452 nucleotides. RefSeq lists its product as uncharacterized. Lineage: Eukaryota; Fungi; Ascomycota; Orbiliomycetes; Orbiliales; Orbiliaceae. The transcript has 5 exons. The record is from RefSeq and is a predicted model, not a curated record. The coding region runs from base 1 to 1452 and encodes 483 amino acids.
AUGUAUACCCCGGCUUCUAUCGACGAGUAUGUACUUUUGGGAAAGAUCAUCGAAAGGCUUAAUGGCGCCGCAGUAUUCAAGAGUAUCCCUAAGGCAGCGAUGUCUGAGGGGUAUGUGCCACCAGAUAAAGGGAACAUAGUGUUUAUCGUAGCGACCAUAUCAAUAGCAGUGGCGCUAGUCUUGGUUGGAGGGAGGCUUUACACGAGGAAAGUCUACAGCGGAAAACUAGGUCUGGACGAUUGGAUGAUCAUUCCAGCGAUGAUAUUGACCUUGGGAUUUACUGCUGUGCAAAUACUUGCGGUUAAAAACGCUCAUAUGGGGAUGCAUGUUUAUGACAUAAGCCCGUAUGCAAUGAUCGAAGGCACCAAACUUACCUACGCCCAUAUGAUACUCUACGUCUACUCCAUAAUGUUCACAAAACUCUCGAUAAUCCUUUUUAUCCGACGACUCUCUUUCGAUAAAAUGUGGCAUAUUUGUAAUGGAUUCUUCGCUUUUCACGUCUUAUUCGGCGUCGCAAGUUCUUUGGCAUUAGCUUUCCAAUGCAAGCCCAUCGCCGCUGCAUACGACCUCCUAACGAAACUAGAACACCAAUGCAAUGCUUUAACUAUGUACUAUGCCAUAACUUCCAUCGGUGUUGCCUCGGACAUCGCCCUCCUUUUCCUACCUGCACCGAUAGUAUUCAAACUGCAGCUACCGCUCUGGAAAAAAAUUGCUGUGUUAUUCCUUUUUAGUCUUGGUGGACUCGCCUGUAUCUUUGCUAUCUUGCGGAUGAUCCAUUUGUUCGAUGGAGUAAGAGGGAUUGACCUAACUUGGGAUAUCGUUCCUGUCGCAUUAUACGGACAACUAGAGGUUACCCUGGCAAUAAUAGCGACAUCACUACCUGCGUUGAAAGUUCUAUGGAAGGGUUGGCUACCAAGACUCAGCAACUCGAUAAACUCCAGAGUGAAGAGAUCGAACCACAGCGAGCAUAGCGGAGGAAGUGGCGAAGCACACAAUCGGUACGGGAGCCUCGCCAAAACGGGAACCAUAGAGAUAUCAAUUACAGAUAGGAGGCCUUCAGGCAUACACGAAGAUAUUGAAAUGGGUGGCGGAAUAGCAUGGCGUACUGUCGAAUUCGGGAACGGUGUUCCGCCAGAGCCUGCUAGCAUGGUUGUGAAUAAAAUGAAUAGCAGAGACGGCGAUGGGAGAGAUAGGACACCACUGUCAACUGCAGACGGCGCCCUCUUAGACGUUGAUGAGAGGAUGUUCCCUAUCCCUCCCACCAGAUCAAGACAGAAUAGCAGAGCCACCAGCGAGAUUAGUGCUGAAAGUGAUGUCAGCUUGGGAAAUUGGAUCAACAUACGGAAUAAUUCAUUUGCGGCUGUAGGGACGCCGCUCAGUCCGAUGCCACAGCUGCCACAGGCGACAUAUGAUCGGCCAAGAAAGGACUCGGAGGUAGUUGUUAGAUGGUGA